Messenger RNA from Recurvomyces mirabilis, 2088 nucleotides. RefSeq names its product serine palmitoyltransferase component (gene LCB2). Gene Ontology annotation, cellular component: serine palmitoyltransferase complex. Bases 1 to 2088 code for a protein of 695 amino acids. The transcript has a single exon. Gene Ontology annotation, biological process: sphingosine biosynthetic process; ceramide biosynthetic process. Lineage: Eukaryota; Fungi; Ascomycota; Dothideomycetes; Mycosphaerellales; Teratosphaeriaceae. The record is from RefSeq and is a predicted model, not a curated record. Gene Ontology annotation, molecular function: serine C-palmitoyltransferase activity; pyridoxal phosphate binding.
AUGCCUAUCCGCACUCUCAACCAUUUUGCGACCAUCUCGCCCUCCUCCACAACCACGACCACCGAGAUCAUCUCUGAGAAGGAGCCAAUAUACAUCGAGACACGCGAGACGGUCGCGCCCAAGAAGGCCUUCCGUCCCCGUUUCUCCAUUCCUUUCGCAGGUUCUCCCAAGACGCCACGGACUGCAGAGAUCGCGCCACCACAGACACGACUCGAGCCUCCUUCACAGCCCGCCUUCCGACCGCCUUCACCUCAGAUCCCGACCUUGAGCCUCCCGACCAUCAAUCUCACCUCAGCACAGGGCGAGCAGAGUAAGAUGGAAGACAUGAGCAAGCCAUUGACCCUCUUCCAACCACCCACUCCAGCGGAGGCGAGGCGGAGAGCAAAGGCACAUGCAGCGUUCGGUCCAUUGGGAUCGAAACAGCACCUAUACACCUCACAAUUCACUGGCACGGAGUUCCCUGAGCCCAUAGAGGAUGAGCCACCAUACUACUUCCUGAUCACGACAUACAUCUCUUAUUUGAUCCUAAUCAUAUUCGGACAUGUGCGAGAUUUCUUUGGCAAGCGAUUCAAGGCCGAGAACUACAAGCAUUUGCGAGCGAACGACGGGUAUGCGCCCUUGUAUAGCGACUUUGACAACUUCUACAUCAGACGACUGCAAUUGCGAAUCAAUGACUGUUUCAGACGACCCGUGACUGGUGUGCCUGGUCGUUUCAUCACCCUGCUGGAUAGGACGAGCGAUGACUUCAACUUGUCCUUCAAGCUGACCGGCACGACGACCGAGACUCUCAACAUGUCCUCCUACAACUACCUUGGUUUCGCACAAGCCGACGGUGAAUGCGCAGACGCUGCUGAGCAGAGCAUCAAGAAAUACGGCAUCUCCUUCUGCUCUUCCCGAGCAGAUAUCGGCACGAGUGAUCUCCAUCUGGACGUCGAACGCCAAGUCGCGAACUUCGUCGGCAAGGAGGCCGCUAGCAUCCACAGCAUGGGUUUCGUGACCAAUGCUUCGGUUUUCCCGGCUCUGGUUGGAAAAGGCUGUCUUCUUAUUUCCGAUCAAUUGAACCACGCCUCAAUCCGCUUCGGUGCCCGUGUCUCCGGAGCCGUCAUCGACAUGUUCAAACACAACGAUAUGAGUGAUCUGGAACGCGUGCUCCGCGAGCGUAUCUCGCAAGGCCAACCGCGUACUCAUCGCCCAUGGCGCAAGAUCCUCGUUGCAGUCGAGGGUCUGUACAGCAUGGAGGGUACUAUGUGCAAUCUACCUGGUCUCGUGGCUCUCAAGCGCCGCUACAAGUUUGCGCUCUACGUGGACGAGGCGCACAGUAUCGGUGCCCUAGGCCCUCACGGCCGCGGCGUCUGCGAUUACUUUGGCAUCGACCCUAAGGAGAUUGACAUCCUUAUGGGGACCUUCACGAAAUCAUUCGGCGCGAAUGGAGGAUACAUCUGCGCCGACCGUGCCAUCGUCGACAAGAUCCGCGCUACGAACGCCGGAACUAUCUUCGGCGAAGCACCCACGCCUGCUGUUCUUACCCAGAUUACGACAUCGCUUAAAAUCAUCUCUGGCGACAUCGCACCAGGCCAAGGCGAGGAGCGUCUGCAACGUCUGGCUUUCAACUCUCGAUAUGUUCGCCUCGGUCUCAAGCGUCUCGGAUUCAUCUGCUAUGGUCAUGACGACAGUCCCAUCAUUCCGCUGCUUCUAUACCACCCAGCCAAGAUUCCCGCCUUCUCCCGCGAGAUGCUCAAGCGAAAAAUCUCUGUUGUUGUGGUUGGGUACCCUGCUACUCCUUUGAUCUCCUCCCGUGUACGACUGUGCGUGUCGGCUGCACACACCAAGGACGAUCUUGACCGACUGCUCGCUGCAUGUGAUCAAGCGGGUGAUGUUCUGCAGCUCAAGUUCUCUUCUGGUGUCGCUGGUGGCCAGGAGCCUCCGGUUGCUAUCGAGGGUGCUCUACCAGGUCAGAAGGCUGAGCCAGAGGAGGUCGAGAGGUCGUGUCUCGAGAUUGGUGGAGGCGUACCAGUCAUGCCACCAAGGUGGAAGCUUGCGGAUGUCAUCAAGCGUGGUGUGGCGGACGUGAAGCAGCCACUUUACUAA